Molecule: messenger RNA, 705 nt
Organism: Penicillium cosmopolitanum
Lineage: Eukaryota; Fungi; Ascomycota; Eurotiomycetes; Eurotiales; Aspergillaceae
Exons: 1
Coding region: 1-705 (234 amino acids)
Molecular function (GO): zinc ion binding; nucleic acid binding
Source: RefSeq, a predicted model, not a curated record
AUGGCCGAAAGUGAAAACGAGAAGAAAUCUGCAGGCUCAAUCAGGGCCGCAAUAGAGAAAGAGAUCCGAACGAUGGACAAUCACACCCACUGGCGCUGUCGCGCGGUCACCGUGAGUCCAAGAGACCCCAAUCGGAUCAGGAUCGCGUGUCGCGAUGAAGCCGAGCACCAGCUGGUCAAGAAAGUGGCGGAAGCAAAGACUGGGAGAGGAGUUCGGGUGCUGCGGGAUGAGCUCUACCCGAUCAAGGUCAACAGUGUCAAGAGGGCUACGGUAUUGGAUGGGAACCAUGACGUCCUGGCAGGAGCAGCUGAAGCCAUGAGUGAGGAAAAUGACACGACUGUCGCCAAGAUCAAAUGGCUUAGCACCAAGGAGGCCGCGAAGCCAUAUGGGUCAAUGGUCGUUUACCUCACCAAAGGCACUGACGCGCGGAGGCUCCUGGCCGACGGAUACUUCCACGUUGGAGGAGAAUCCGGGACAACCAGAGUCUUUGAACACCGACCACGUCCGGUGCAAUGUUACAACUGCCAGGAGAUUGGUCACAAGGCAUUCCAAUGCGAGAAGACCCAGAAGUGCGCAAAAUGCGCCACAGAGGGUCAUCAUCACAGUCGCUGCAAUCAGGAGGUUCCAAAGUGUGUUCCAUGCGGUGGGCCACAUGAAUCGCUUAGUAAGAAUUGCUGGAAGCUCUACCCACCACGCCAUGAAUAA